AUGCCAGGAUUUGAUAAGGAUCAAACUCUCAAUAGCCCUUUAUAUCCAUUUUCAACUAAUUCAUUACUUGCACUAUGUUGUUAUCAUGGAUCAGUCAACUGUUUUAAGUUUUUAAUAACAGAAUUUGACUCACCUAUAACACAAGACUGCCUUCUCUAUUCAUUUUUGAGUGGCAAUCCAGAUAUUAUCCAUAAAUGCUUGAAAGCAGAGCAACCUAAUGAAACUUGCAUGGAAUAUGCAAUUAUUUCACAUAAUAUUGAUUUUGUAACUUUUUUGAUGAAUGAAUAUGGUCUUGAAAUCAAUUUAAUGGAAUGCAUUAAAUAUCAUAAUUUUCAAGCCUUCCUAGUUUAUUUAGACCAAACAGAUGACAUUAAUCAAUGUUUUAUUUAUUCCGCAUGUUUUCAUAAUCCAUGUUUUUGUGAAUACUUCCUUUCAAAGGGUGCAGAUGUUAAUUCAAAAACCGAAGAUUGGGGACAGACAGCAAUUUUUUAUGCAACAGAAUAUGAUAACGAAAAAACUGCCGAAUUCUUAAUUUCUCAUGGUGCAGAUAUUAAUGUAAAAGACUUUUAUUCUAAUACUGCUCUUCAUCGCGCUACAGAUUAUAAUUACAACAAUGAAGGAGCAAAAUUUCUUAUUUUGCAUGGUGCAGAUGUUAAUUCAAAAGAUUCUGAUGCAUACACAGCUCUUCAUUUGGCAGCAGAAAUUAACAACAAUGAAAUGGUCGAAUUUCUUGUUGAACAUGGUGCUGAUGUUAAUGCAAAAAACAAAUACGGCGGAACCGCUCUUCAUUUCGGAUCAGUACGUAAUAACGAAGAAAUUGUUGACAUUCUUAUUUUGCAUGGUGCAGACGGUAAUGCAAACAAAUGUUGUAAGAGAAUUGCAGCCACCAAAAGCUGA
Molecule: messenger RNA, 897 nt
Organism: Trichomonas vaginalis G3
Lineage: Eukaryota; Parabasalia; Trichomonadida; Trichomonadidae
Product: protein ubiquitination
Exons: 1
Coding region: 1-897 (298 amino acids)
Molecular function (GO): protein binding
Source: RefSeq, a predicted model, not a curated record